GAGCCAUCCAGCAGAUGCAAGGAGUCACGUAGACGGGAGUGCCUGAAGAUUGAGGAACUGAGAAUGAUUAGUCUAGGAGGAUGCGCUCGUGGCUGACGCACACAGCUCCAGGAGCCAAGAGAUAAACGCAUGAUCACCGCUAGAGAACAAUAGAGUCCUGUAUGGUUACAUAAGGGUCUACAAGGACACUGCGUGCACGGCGUUAUGAUUGGCCAAAUAGGGGGGCGAGUACGGGUGAACUUCGUGGAUAAAUACUGCUGUAAGUGCUUGGUGCGGCGCGGCCGCCAUUAGAGUAGUAAUAAAAGAAGCUUGCCACUCACCUCGUCUGCGGGUCGUUCUUGCGGGCCGAGAGCGACACCUGGUGCCGAAACCCGGGAACCCUAUCUCCAGACGCAGAACGAGGAUUGAGGUAAGAGCAACAAUCAGGUAAAGAGUGCACCUAUUUCUGUCUAUUGACAGGGAAGUUCCCUGAAGACGAUCGGACGUAAGGGUGUUUAUGAAGUUCUUCAGGGACGAUAAGAAGUUCCCCGUAGACGAUGAGACGUUAGGGUGUUUGUGAAGUUCUACGGGGACGAUAAGGUAAAGUUUCCUCGGAAUGGGGAACAAUUUUGCUGUUUUUACUAGCUAACUUUUGAUUCAGUUCUUUCAUCAAACGCUCAUAAUCAGCUAUUUCCAUAUUCAUUAGUGUGAUUUGCUAGGCAUUCUUUCUAACCAGUUCUAAUUCUUGCAUGGUUUUCUGAAGCAUCUUGUUAUGCCGUUCUAGGAGAGUAUCUUGUUCAGAUUGUAGUGUUUGAAGUUCAGAAACAUUAAUCUGUAAGUUAUUUUGGGUGUCCUGUAAUUUGAUUUUUAGUUGAUCUGAAUGGGGAACGAUCUUGCUCGCUUGGAGGACUCCUUAAAAGAUGUCCUCAAGACGAACGGUACCCCCUUAAAGGCAAAAACAGCGAGGGCUUUUUUAAAAGAAGUAGAAGAGAUUGCCCCCUGGUUUAUAGAAGAAGGGCUCCUAAAUGUGCCACAAUGGGAAAACCUGGGUGAGGACUUAAAACGCUGCCCCUCUACAUCCCCGGGGACUCUAGCUGUGUGGUCCCUGGUGAAGGUAUGUUUACAAUCCCCCCGAGAGCCCCUACAGCGAGCAGUACUACAGGGAGGGAAAGUCCUUGAGCAAAUGAAGGAAGAGUCCCGUAAGGGCUCCUCCCGAGAUUCUGAAUCCGAAAGCGAAAGCUCAGAAGGGAUGUCCGAACGCGAGUUACAGGAGCUAGGAAAGAUAGAGGCAAAUAACAAGAAAGGGGAAUCUCCCGGUCUCCAGACAGACUUGGAGACCGUGAGGCAGCAACUUGAGGAAAAGAAGGCGGAAUUGCAAAAGGCAUUAGGAGAAUUAAGAAUGCAGGGAGAAGCAAUGGCGCAGCUGAGAGCAGGGGCGGAAGCCACAGUUGUGGCGCAGUCGAAAUUAAAAACGGAAGUUACACCGCUUCCGCAUUCCAGCCCUACAGCGCCACCCCAUGAGUGGCCCCCGCCUUAUAGGCCCAGCUACGCCAAGACGUGCUAUUGUUUGGGCUGUACCGUGGAAAAUUGGAGAGAGGUCCUUGGCCCGGGAAAAGGUUUUUUUCCAGUGUUAGAAGAUCAGAAUCAGCAGAGGUACCACCAGCCACUAGAUUUCAAGUUGGUAAAGCAGCUUAAGGAGGUAGUCAGCGCCUAUGGACCCCAGGCAGCUUUCACUGUCUCCCUUGUGGAGUCGCUGGGAACACUUUACCUCACUCCUGAGGAUUGGGCCAACCUGGCCAGAGCGGUUUUAAGAUCACGUAGGCUCUCGAUCUGAAACAAAUGUUACUUGCAUUUGCACCUCAGCUAAGCACAUAAGUUACUCACCAUUGCCCGUCUGUGUUAGAGCUCCCUUUCUCUUCAUAGUUUUUAAUGCUUCUACUAUUAACAAGUCAUCUAGUCUCUCUUGUGAGUCCCAGAAUUGUCUGCUAUCAGAAUGUUGGAACGCCUCGGUGAGAGACUCGGCAGUAAUAGCCAAGAUACCGACGUAUAUCCCGAUGCCAGUACAGGUGAACCCCGACAACCUGCCGGUGCUGCUUCGACAUAAACAAGACUUUGGAAUAACAGCAGCCAUUAUUGCAGCUAUCGCAGCAUCCACCGCUGC
This is a messenger RNA of Mustela lutreola (European mink), 2140 nucleotides long. RefSeq names its product endogenous retrovirus group K member 5 Gag polyprotein-like. Gene Ontology annotation, molecular function: structural molecule activity. Bases 860 to 1813 code for a protein of 317 amino acids. Gene Ontology annotation, biological process: viral process. Lineage: Eukaryota; Metazoa; Chordata; Mammalia; Carnivora; Mustelidae. The record is from RefSeq and is a predicted model, not a curated record. The transcript is spliced from 2 exons.